UUUUUUUUUUUUUUUUUUCACUCUAUUGACAGCAGACUAUUAGUAUUUUACUUAGUAGUUUUACUUAUUCUUCUACGGUUGGUUACAAGAUGGAAGACAAAAGAUACUUGUUGGAUACACCGCUCCAUGGGAUUUAUAUUCCAGUUGGGCUUAUAUUGUUUGGUACCUGUUUGUUUGGCUUUGAAUACCUUCCAUAUAGUAUUACGUUUGUUGUAAUUGUUGUUAGUUUUAAAUCGUAUGAAGCGAUUAAAAGAAGAUCUUCCUUAGAUGCAGUUAAAUGGAAUGAUUUUGAAUUGAUUGAUAAAACAAUCAUUAGUCGUAAUUCUGCCAUCUAUCGUUUUAAAUUAAAUCGUGACGAUGAAAUCUUAGAUAUUCCAACUGGACAUCAUGUUGCUUGUUGUUUUGAAGUUGAUGGUAAAGAUGAAAUUAGAUAUUAUUCUCCAAUAUCAAAUAAGUUUGAUACUGGGUUUUUCGAUAUUUUAGUUAAAUCUUACGAAAAUGGUAAAGUUAGUACUAGAUUUGCUAGUUUAAAAGAAGGUCAAUCGGUUAAAUUUAGAGGUCCAGUUGGUAGAUUAGAUUAUAAACCAAAUAUGGCUAAAGAAAUUGGUUUAAUUGCUGGUGGUUCCGGUAUUACUCCAAUCUUACAAGUUAUAACUGAAAUUAUUACCACUCCCGAAGAUAAUACUAAAAUUUCUUUAAUUUUUGCUAAUGAAACUCUUAAUGAUAUUUUAUUGAAAAAUGAAAUUGAUGAAUUAGCUAAAAAAUACCCUAAUUUUAAAGUCCAUUAUACUUUAGCUUCUCCUCCUCAAAUUAAUUGGUUAGGCGAUACUGGAUACGUUACCAAAGAAAUGAUUUCGGAACAUUUACCUAAACCUGACCCUGAAAAUAGAUUAUUCAUUUGUGGCCCUCCAGAAAUGAAAAAAUUACUUAUUCAAUUGACUGAAGAAUUAGGCUGGGAAAAGGCAGUAAUGAAAUCCCAACCCCACGAUCAAGUCUUUUGCUUCUAGUCCAUCUUUAUUGCAUCUUUUUGUUUUAUAGCUUUAAUUAAUAUAGAUUCAUUUUCUUAACAAACGAAGUUUCUAAUCCCUAAAUCCUUCUUGCUGACUAAUUGUAUCGGCUCCUCUGUUUAACUGCAAACAAUACAUUAAGGAGAUCUGUAGUUCCAAUGGGGAAGUACCAAGUAUUGAAUAAGCUUCACAGCUAUUACACCCUAAUCCCGUCAAGAUCGGGUCGGUUUUUGCAAGGUUUUUGUUUUCGUUUUUUUGUUGACAGUUCGCUUACAAGCGGAGAUAUGGCCCAUAGUUAAGCUCGGUCUAAACCUCAUUAGCUAUACCAAGAUGUU
This is a messenger RNA of Hyphopichia burtonii NRRL Y-1933, 1342 nucleotides long. Its product is annotated as cytochrome-b5 reductase. The transcript has a single exon. The coding region runs from base 90 to 1007 and encodes 305 amino acids. The record is from RefSeq and is a predicted model, not a curated record. Gene Ontology annotation, cellular component: plasma membrane; endoplasmic reticulum. Gene Ontology annotation, molecular function: oxidoreductase activity. NCBI's taxonomy places the organism in Eukaryota, Fungi, Ascomycota, Pichiomycetes, Serinales, Debaryomycetaceae.